AUGUCUCAGAUGACGCUGGACCGCCUUAGGAAUGAGCUCCACCCCAUCGUCACCCCCAUUCAUACCUUUGAAAGGGUGGACAGGACAUACCUCGCUUUCCUUGUGCGCGAGGCGGCAUUCAGCAAGCACGCACGACCUCGACUCUGGGUGCAGUACAUGUCGUUUGUGGCGUGCCCAAAAUCGCAUUUAAAUCCACGCAUCGUUGAAGUCGAGAACGGAUUCAGGAUCGCCGACGAGGUGGCCUCGCCCCCGUGCGACUGCGAAGGCACACACGUCCUUUCCAUUCUGGUCCAUGGCGCCACCAGUCGUAAGCAAUUCCGAAUCUUUCUUCAGCUUUCUCUGCUGGGGAACGGGGAUAGCUCGCUCACCUGUGUCUCCAAUGGCUCCAUUUGGCACAGACUUUCCCCACGAGGUCUCUUUCUGUCCUUGAUCCAUUAGUGACGAUCCCCAAAUCACUUACGCCGAACGACUGGCUCAGAUUGGCCUUAUGAGUGCAACUGCCUCGAGACCGCUUUCUGCUUUCGCAUUCCAAGCUCUACAGAUGGGAGAAUCUUGCUGGGUUGUUGAUCCCUCGUCCGUUGAUGGGAUGUCCCAAGGGAUGGAUGAUCAUUAUGGAAGAUGCGGAUGGGGACAUUCAGGCGGGCUGGCGUCUCAUUAGUUUGUAAGUUGAGGUCAAAUUCAGCGCGAUUCAUGAGUCUUGUGUGGGCCGGUGCUAAUCUAUUCCCCUGCAUGCGCACUUCUCUAGGAUCGCGAGCCUCAAUGGCAACGAGCACUCGACGAGUUCCGAGCAUUGGCCGCACACAAGACUGGAUCCGACAAUCGCCUCUUCCACAUAAAGGGUUCAUUUGCCGCCAAACGUCCUGCAGGAUUCGCACCAACACAUUGAACCUGCCAAACCGGGCACCUACACUUGAUCACUUGUUUGCGCGUGAUGGAAACUUUUAGCAAUGGCGCAACCAGGCAGCCAAGUAUGACCCACAAGCGACUACGCCGGACUUGCUCAUCAGCGCGGCAGAAAUAUCGGAAAUGAAAGAGGCGGUCGAGCGGGCGCCGACCCCGUCCAAGAAGGUACGUCGUUCAGCCUGAUAGUCCAGAGAACGCCCUGCUCUGCCCUGAUCCUCUAACAUCUCCACUUGCGGGCAUGCACAGAAUCUUAAAAAGUUGCUGACGAUGGCGCUGAGAAGCUCGGGCCGGGAAAACCGACGCGGCUCUUGUGGCGUGCGUGUGUCGUGUGUCGGCAUAACGCUGUUUCCAAGAUAUCCAACCUUGAGAGGAGCGGCGGUACGUACGUAUGCCUGUACCAUCUUCACAACAUCGUUGCAGUGUUUAAUUACUGUCCUCCUCAUUGGGGGUGGCUCGACAUUGUAGGCUGUACUAUGCCUUGGCUCUGAUCAAGCACGUCUCAGAACAAGAACAGCCCGAAGCCAACAUUGGGGUCUUGUAAAACAUUGCCUGCAACCUCAAGCAUCACAUUCAGAACGCGCGUUUAGGUAUCAAAUUCUCUCUUGUGGUCGACUCGACUGAACAUACUCGUUUCUCGCGAUGUGUAGAGCGAUGAUUAGUGCCUAAACGAGCCCUAGUUAGUGCCUAAAUCCCCCCCCCCCCCCCCCCCCCCCCCGUGUUAAAUUUGCCACAAGUGUCUUCGCGCUUUCGCGCAUCAAUGGCCCUGUCACGUCGACGUGAACCCUCAACUUUUCCCCAACUUCGGCUGCACCGAUGGCGAAGGCGUCCAGGUAUCACAUACUGCAGGUUACAUAAGUAGAUUGAUCCUGCGCUUUAAACAUGUCGUAAUUUAUUUUUCUACUCGGCGCUUGCCCCCACCCCUACCCACUGGCAGAUCUAA
This is a messenger RNA of Microbotryum saponariae, 1843 nucleotides long. NCBI's taxonomy places the organism in Eukaryota, Fungi, Basidiomycota, Microbotryomycetes, Microbotryales, Microbotryaceae. The record is from the annotation of a GenBank genome assembly.